CAGAAAAAGUAUAUUUUGGAUCACAGAAAAAACACUGACCAAUGGGCCCUUCUCCGCCAUAUCCAACAAACAUCCCCCACCUCAACACUAACCCCAUCAUUGCCAUCAAGAAUUCUCAUUGCUUUCACCAACAAUUACACCCACACAAUUCCCACAACUCCAUCUUCUUUUACUAUCUGGUUCAACCCUUUCCAUUCAGAGUUUCUCGGGAUUGUUUUCUUGUUUUUUGAUGGUGUAUUGAUCUUUUUCAAAUAGUGAAACAAGCUUGAUUAUUAGGUAUUGGGUUUGGUGAUGGGUUCUUGUUGAGGAAGUGGGUGGAGUUGGGGUUCUUUCUGGUUUCAGUAUAAUGGGAAAUUGUUGGUGUAGGUGGAAACCUUCAAUUUACAGAGUCUCAUCUAAUGCAAAGUCAGAGUCACCAAAGGAUCAGAGCCCAUCGGUGAAACCAAUGAAGGACAUUAGAAAGUUACCGUCAAAUCCUGAAGAAGUAGAGGACCUGCGUCGUGAUUCAGCGGCAAAUCCAUUGAUCGUGUUCACAUUCAAUGAACUCAAGCAAAUUACUGGAAAUUUUAGACAAGAUUAUGUGUUGGGUGGAGGAGGAUUUGGAAGUGUUUAUAAAGGGUUUGUUACAGAGGAUCUAAUGGAGGGGCUUCAGCCCCUCCCUGUAGCCGUUAAAGUUCAUGAUGGCGACAACAGUUUUCAAGGCCACAGAGAAUGGCUGGCUGAAGUCAUAUUCUUGGGGCAGCUUUCCCAUCCAAAUUUGGUGAAACUCAUUGGAUACGGCUGCGAGGAUGAACAUCGGGUAUUAGUAUAUGAGUACAUGGCUCGUGGUAGUGUGGAAAACAAUCUAUUCUCGAGAGUACUGCUUCCUCUUUCAUGGUACAUUAGGAUGAAGAUUGCAUUUGGUGCUGCAAAAGGGCUUGCCUUUCUGCAUGACGCUGAGAAACCUGUCAUCUAUCGUGAUUUUAAGACAUCUAACAUUUUGUUAGACCUGGACUACAAUCCAAAGCUCUCUGACUUUGGCCUUGCAAAAGACGGACCAGAGGGUGAUAAAUCUCACGUCUCUACUCGCAUAAUGGGAACAUAUGGUUAUGCAGCACCUGAGUAUAUCAUGACUGGCCAUCUGAGUCCUAGAAGUGAUGUUUACAGCUUUGGGGUUGUUCUCUUAGAACUUCUCACAGGGAGGAAAUCUCUAGACAAGUCCAGACCAGCCCGAGAACAGAACCUUACAGACUGGGCUCUCCCAUUGCUUAGAGAGAAGAAGAAAUUGCUCAACAUCAUAGACCCAAGAUUAGAAGGAGACUAUCCUGUGAAAGGAGUUCACAAGGCAGCCAUGCUAGCUUAUCAUUGCCUGAACCGGAACCCAAAAGCAAGGCCUCUCAUGCGAGACAUAGUAGAUUCCUUGGAGCCUCUUCAGGUUGCCACUGAUGUUUCCCCUGACAAACAGACUUUUACUGUGAUUACUAAUGAGGUUCCAAAUGCAGCAGUGUAACAUAACUACACGGGUUUUGGUUUCUUUUCCUGAAGCUUCUUCUCCUGUUUUAAUGGAGAAUUUUUUGCACAUCAGAUAAAUAUAUGCCCUUUGUUGCAGGCACCUAAAAAGAAACCUCUGCCAUCUUUUCUUGGCUAGAUGAAGUAUAGCUAUGACACUCACUCAGCAGUUCAAUUA
Molecule: messenger RNA, 1666 nt
Organism: Vitis vinifera (wine grape)
Lineage: Eukaryota; Viridiplantae; Streptophyta; Magnoliopsida; Vitales; Vitaceae
Product: probable serine/threonine-protein kinase PBL16
Exons: 6
Coding region: 347-1489 (380 amino acids)
Biological process (GO): protein phosphorylation
Molecular function (GO): ATP binding; protein kinase activity
Source: RefSeq, a predicted model, not a curated record